Heterobasidion irregulare TC 32-1 is the source of this 8415-nucleotide messenger RNA. RefSeq lists its product as uncharacterized. Bases 1 to 7989 code for a protein of 2662 amino acids. The record is from RefSeq and is a predicted model, not a curated record. Gene Ontology annotation, cellular component: endoplasmic reticulum membrane. Gene Ontology annotation, molecular function: phosphorelay sensor kinase activity; protein binding; dolichol kinase activity. The transcript is spliced from 32 exons. Lineage: Eukaryota; Fungi; Basidiomycota; Agaricomycetes; Russulales; Bondarzewiaceae. Gene Ontology annotation, biological process: phosphorelay signal transduction system; dolichyl monophosphate biosynthetic process; phosphorylation.
AUGCAUGGGCGGCCGCAAAACCCCAGCAACGCGAGUCGGAAAGAAUCAUGCAUGCAUCAGGGACUGUCGACGGUCGAGAGAUAUGUGACGCUAUGUGACAUGUGUGUGACUGGGCGUUGUGACGUUUCCUCUCCGUCGCCCCCGCCGUCAACACUGGCUCCCUCCCGCGUGGACACUCUGCGCAAGGCUGCUGCCGGCACCCGCGCUGGGCGGCGGCGGCUGAGCGAGCUUGGUGCAGAUGCAGCUGCCAACGCAUCCCAGACCCUGGACUGGAGCACAAGCUAUCAGGCGGGCUCAUCCAGCCCUGCCUCUGGUGCCAGUUCCGAAGACGACGACAGUGACGAUCAGACCGUCGUCGACCAGCGGAGCUCCCACCAAGAGCAGCGAACUAGCGCGCAGGACGUGCUUCACAAAGCCCCCGUUCUCAAUCGUCGCCCACCAAGCCCUGUACACCACCUUUCGAGCUCUGACGGCUCCAAAGGCAGCGGCAAGGCGCGCUCAGGCCCCCGCUCCUUCACUCGUUCCAGAUCGCCCGCCCCUCAAUCCGUUCAUUCCAACGGCCCUGGCCUCCCCCCACGCACCCCAUCCCCCAGCGCGUUCUUCAGGGCGCGGCACAUCCCGACGUCCGCUUUUCGGUAUGUGCUCCCUGGAAUGUUGUCUCUAUCGUUCCACGUCCCUCUGUCAUCGAAGGUGUGCCAGCUCGCUUUGGACGCGAAGUACGCGGCGGAAUGCUCGUCUUUGCUCCUGGCGCUCGGAUGCGUUGCAUGGAAACUGUCCGAGUUCGACCCGGACUCCCCCAAUGUAUGGUUAUCGAUAGCAUCGCUUAUCUAUGUCUUCUGCACGCACUUCUCCAUUUCGACGUCCCCCGCUCCGACGAAAACGCAAUCUGUGACAUCGCCUGUUCUACUCCGUUCUGCAUCCCCUCGUUUCAACGAAGCCCGCGAAUUCAAGCGGGCUUCUUCUCACCUUCCUGUGCCUCCCAAACCGGUCUUUGGAUACGUAUGGAUGACUGUGCCCAAAAAUUACAGAAACUCUACGGACGACGGUAUGCUGUCCGGACUAAUUCUAGGCCCUCUCAUCGCCUCCUCCCUUUUGUACGCCUCGCAGAAAAUGCAGGCCUCGGCAACCUCACCGGACAUGCUCCGUUCGCCUUCCCAUUGGUAUAUCGAGCCUCCUCCCGUGCUUUCCAAUCUCGGAAAGCCGCUGUCAUUGCUCCAAGCGCUCGUCCUUUCUCGACGGAACGCCGUCAGCCUAGCUACGCUCUGCUCCGCGAUCCUUUUAGUCCACGUCUGCGCGUCGUGGGGGUUCGAGGCCCUCUAUCGUCGGCGCACAAACGUGGCAGAGGGGGAGCGUGCCUCGGUGCCACGGAGUGAAGCCCGCAAGUCGUGGCUAUAUGUGCUCUUCACGUCCGCGGUUUGCCUCGGCCUUCUCGCUCUGCGGUUCCUGUUUGAGCGGGCGCAUCUGGGCGUCUGGCAAGCGAUGUCCUACUGGGAAAUUGCGUGCGCGUCGGUGUUUUAUCAGUUGUCGCUGUACAUCGCCAUCCGUCUCGCGCACCGUGGGUUCACCCUCGGCGAGCUGUCGUUGGUCGUCUUUGGCGCGACAGGUCUAUAUAUGGAGCUGAUAUGGCCUGUCACGACCCCUUUCAUCAAGACGUACCGUCUGCCCACGCCACUGUUGAUCUACCAAAUUGCGCUCAUCCCCGGAUCUUUGCUGACCGGGUUCCUGCUCUCGCCGCUGCUCGUGCUCUCGCGGCAGAUCGCCCAGCGCCCCGUGCGUCGCCUCCGCUUCCCACAUGAAAAGCAGGCGCACCGCCGCGCGCUCGCUGCGGGCUUCUAUUUGGGUGCCACGCUCAUCAUCGGUGGGCUUAUCGGGAUGUGGACCCGCUGGUGCCUUCGAAACCGCGACCCGUGGCUGUGGGUGGUCUAUUGGCUGCUCGAGGGCCGGAAGCAGUGGACGCGGCCCGCGUUGCUGGUUUAUUGGGCGCUGCUGGGCAUCAUCAGCGUGGCGGGGUGGAACCGCCAGCUGGCGCGCUCGCGGCGGUAUCGCCCUCGGAACGCCAUGGGCGGGAUGGGCGAUGGGCAGAACGGGGGCGGCGGGACGCCCGCGAGCGAGCCGAGCCGGCCGUCGACGCCGCCGAGCUCGGCGUCCGCGAUGGGGCUGACGUUCGCGAGCGUGGCGAUGCCGCAGCUGCCCGCGUUCCCGCACGGGGCGAACCUGGGCGCUGCGCUGGGGGCGAGCGAGUGGCUGGACGCGGCGGACCGGCGGGUGCCGACGCUGGGGCUGAACGGGCGGCGCAAGUUCUUCCACGCGCUCGCGGUGGUAAUGUUCCUGCCGGGGGUGGCUGCGGACCCCGCGUUCGCGCACUUGGCGUUCAGCGCGGCGUUUGCGCUGUUCGCAUUUGCGGAGUACGUGCGGUACUUUGCGCUGUACCCGUUUGGGGCGUCGGUGCACCUGUUCAUGAACGAGUUCCUGGACCACAAGGACAGCGGGACGGCGAUCUUGAGCCAUUUUUACCUGCUGACGGGGUGCGCGGGCUCGGUGUGGUUCGAAGGAUCAUCGCGACUUCUGCUGUAUACGGGUACCCUGGCUGUCGGGGUCGGAGAUGCAGUGGCGUCGAUCGUGGGGAAACGGGUGGGGAGGCACCGGUGGUCGCCGACGACGUCAAAGACGGUGGAGGGGAGCGUGGCGUUCACGCUGUCGGUGGCUGGGUUUGCGUGGGCGCUGGGGCUGUGCGGGCUCGCGGAGGACUUUAGCGUGGUGCGGUACACGGUGAUUGUCGGGCUGUCGUCGGUGCUGGAGGGGCUCUCGGGGCAGAACGACAACCUGACUGUGCCGGUCAGUGUCGUCGAGUUGUGUGUGGGGCGGGGGACAGGGGCGCGGGUUUGCAAUGAGAUCAGUUACUCUGCGUGCGUCGUCAGAGGGGUGACCGGAGGCGCUGCGUGUGGAGGGCGAGUGAUGACGGGGUGGCCGGGGGCGUUGCUGGAUGCAAGCGAGCCCCGCUCCACUCCCGAGCACGCCAUGGACGACCAGCAGCGUCCGUCCCCGUCGUCGCCAGCACCGAGCGCGUUCGCGUUCCCCGCCCUCGUCCUCAACGACGUCGCCAUCCCGCUCUCGCUCACCGCACAGCAAAACGCAGUGUCGCUCGUGCCCCACGUCCACCUCGCGCACGCCAAACGCGCCAUCCGCCGCCCCCUCCGUCCGUCCACCGCCUCUGCGGUCGAGGAGAAGCACUUUAUCUUGCCGUCGUCCACGCAUGUAUACCCCGCCAGCGAGGGAGACACGCCGCUGCUGACCCCGGGGUCUGACCACGGCACGGCUGACAGAUCGUCCCUCGAGCCUGAUCGAGGCGGCGGCGGGCUCCAGGCGUCCUUGGCCGACAAGCCCGUGCCUGCCCCGUCCUACAGCCUGCGCGACAGCCCCCCCAAGCGAUCAGAUCACCCGUCCUCCAGAUCCCCCUUUGAUGUAUCUCCCCCCAUCGAGUCUGCCGCCGCAUCCGAGUUCUCGCUCCUCCAGCGCAUCUCAGAGGCCGCCACCAGCGAUCAUGACUGGGCCACCUUCGUUAGCGCGUACGCACUCGGCGGCUGGGACCCCCACAAAACUCCAAAUCAGCCCAGAUCGUGCUUCGAGCCCUCGCUCACCAUCUCCGAACCCUACGCGUCCCCGAAGGACCUGUCGUCCGCAGAGUUCGCAACGCUCGACCGGCCGCGGCUCCCCACCAUCGCUGCGCGCAGAUCGACCACGACAGACGUCUCCCAUUUCCCUCUAGGAGGCAACGGUGCCGUGCCUCUCCAGAAGCUCACUUCACGGGCCAUACUCCACGACCAUCUGCCACAGGGGAGCAGCGCCCUCUCUGUCCCCCCUCCAAUCGCCCGCGCCUCGUCGCUCUCUCGCCGCCCCACCGUCCCCAUAUCCUCUUCCUCAGCAUCGCGUCGUCAUCGAAACCCCUUCGCAGAUGUCCGCUCCCCAUCAAUCCCACAGCCCCCGACCCUCUCGCUCGGAUCUCUCCCUGCUACGGUCCCGCACGCAGACAGCACGACCACCGCAGCCGCGAUGCGGUGGGCUGCGGCGCGCGUGAACAUUUCCCCUCUCGCGCUCCCGUCGCCGGAGCACGAGCUCACGGACCCCAUGCGCGGCGCAAUCGCAGUCAUCCCAGGCUCGUAUUCCCCCGAAAUGCCCCCUGCCCAGGGUCCACUGUCCCCCGGAGGACGCAAGUCGCGCUUGGGCAGCUUCUGGGAGGGCACGCAGGACGUGGACAACGGUCCUCCGGCGAGCGCGUCGCCCUCGCCGCCGUCCGUCAACCAUUCCUCCCCCAGCCAGCUGCACGCCGCCCUCAACGCCGCCCUGCCGAUCGCGCCGACGCCCACAGCCGCACCGCCGACACUUCCGCAGGGAGUCCCGCUGGCCACGGCUCCAGUCCAGCAUAGCGUACAGCAGCUGGACGAUUACUUUGGCGACACGCCCCUCGUGCAGGCGUCCUCGUCGCACCCCAGCCCAGAGCAGCCGCACCCCAUCCAUUCGGGGACCUCGCACGUCCAUCGGCAGAGCACGGUCCCUCCGUUCGACUCGAUCGUGCAGACCGUCCCUGCACUCCCGCGCCGCGUGUGCCUCACGCGGCAGACGUCGUCGCCGCUGCCCAACGCCCAGCCGGUCUUCGACUCCCGCCCGGGGACGCAGCGCUCCGUGCCCGAUGCGCUCGCCUCGCUCAAGGCGGGCCGCGCGGUGAAGGAAGAGUCGAUGUUCACCGAGUUGGGGUACCUGACCGCGCCGCACCCGCCGGACGAGCUCGAGCGGCGGCGGGCGCUGUACCAGUUCAACCUGCGCAACACGGGCGCGGACGUGAACUUUGACCGCAUCGAGCGGCUCACGAAGCUCGUGUUCAACACGAAGACGGUCGCGAUCAGCCUGAUCGACGGGAACGAGCACUGGUUUAGGAUUCGAUACGUUUCCGCGGACCGGGUCGAUAUGCGCGCACGCGAUCCUUCAGCGGUAAGCGGCGACGAACCCACCGUCAUCCUCGACACUCACGAAGAUUGGCGGUUCGAGAAGAAUCCUCUCGUCACCGGUCCCCCCCACGCGCGGUUCUACGCAGGGGCACCGCUUCGGACGCAGGACGGAUUUAACGUGGGGACUUUGGCGAUCAUGGACGACGUCCCGCGGCAGGACUUUAGUCCUCGGCAGCGGCAUACCCUGAAGGAGUUUGCUCGCGCUCAACUGGAGCUGACAGGCCAUCGCCAUGCGCGAGAUGGAGUUGUGGCGCGACAAGGCGCGUCGUCCUCAUCUUCGCCCCCCCUGUGGUCACGGCUGACCCAUCCACAGAUCCAGCUGCGGAUCCGCGACCGCAUCCAGACAUCGAUGGAGCAGUUCACGCGCGAGUGCUUGGAGAUCGACACCGACGCGGGCGCCGACGGCGACGCCCGCCCCGCCAAGGCGUUCUCGAUGGACAAGGUGUACGAGCGCGCGGCGAAGCUGGUCAAGAAGACGCUCGACGUCGAGGGCGCGAUUGUGAUGGACGUGUCGCACGCGGACGUGCUCGAGACGAUCAGCGCGGAGGGAACCAUGUCCGUCGUCGUGCACAGCGCGGACGCGCCGGAGGGCACGCGCACGCACAUGCUCAGCGCGGAGGAGUACGCGCGCCUGUACGAGACGUUCGUGCGGUACCCCGACGGGAAGGUCUCCGAGGGUCUCGUGCCCGCGCCCCUGCGGCCGUUCAUCCCGACGGGGAUACAGUACGCGCUGAGCGUGCCGAUCUUCAAUAUCGACAAGCGGCCGUUCGCCAUGCUGUGCGCGUACAACUCGUCCGAGCAGGGCAAACGCUUCAGGAACGCAUGUGUAGCUCGAGGGUCACGAGCUGUCUUAUUUGCGCGCGAUCGGCACGUAUUCGAUUAUUUGCUCGGCCUGUGCGACGCUCAUCUCAGCAUUACAGGCGUCAUCAUCCUGUCCGCCGUCCUGAAGCGACGGAUGACCCUAGCCGACAAGGCAAAGAGCCUGUUCAUAUCAAACAUCUCGCACGAGCUUCGGACACCGCUGCACGGCAUCUUGGCUGCGGCCGAGCUGCUGGCUGACACGCCGCUGAACCACAGCCAGAUAUCUUUUCUGCAGACAGUCCAAGCCUGUGGGACGUCGCUUGUCGAGACCGUCAACCAUGUGCUAGACUUUACGAAGCUGAGCGGAAACUCCAAGGCAGGUGGCGUCGAGCACGUCAUCCGCCCUAGCAAGGUCGAUCUCGUGCAGCUGGUCGAGGAGGCGAUCGAGGGCUGUUGGAUUGGCCAUCGAGCCCGGAUGUCGUCGCUGAACGACUCGGAGAUCGGCAGCCUGUACUCGCCCCCUCGGCAAGACCGCAGCUUUGCGAAGACGCCCUCGAAGCACGUCGAGAUCGUCGUCGAGAUCGGCGAGCGAGAGCAGGGCUGGAUGGUGAAGUGCGAAAAGGGCGGCAUCCGCCGGGUGCUCAUGAACAUCUUCGGCAACAGCCUGAAGUUUACCGUGGUAGGGUUUGACCUUUUGGGCGGACAGCUGUCGCAGGAUCGUUUGCUGAGGGAUUUGAUGAACAGGACGGCGCCGGACGCGGCGCCGAGCAAAGUGAGAGUCGAGCUGUCCGUCGUCGACACCGGAAAGGGGAUCAGUCAAGACUUUUUGAAGAACCAGCUCUUCCACCCUUUUUCGCAAGAAAACCCUCUGCAAACCGGCACGGGUCUUGGUCUCGCAAUCGUAAACAGCAUUGUUCAAUCCAAAGGCAUAGAUGGCAAGGUUGACGUCUGGAGUGCAGAGCACGUCGGGACUGAGAUCAAGGUCACGUUGCCGAUCGAGGCUGCGGAGGACGAUGAAAAGUCGACGAUCAUGGAGCCUCUCACGACCGACGAACCUUGCACUGUCUCCCUGUCCGGCUUCGACGACCAGCACAGGGGUGUUCGGCUCUUACGCGAGGUGCUCACCAAUUAUAUUGUGUCGUGGUGGGGGCUGCAGGUGGCGCCCUUGGACUCGCGUGGCCAGAUCAACGUCGUGAACGAGGAUCUCACGCCGCUGGUCCACGCGAUCGAGUGCAGGGAUCCGAGCCGACCGUUUAUCAUCCUCACGACAGGCCGCGGCGACGACCAGCUGAUGACCACCGUCAACGAGUACGAGCGCAUCGGCGGCUUCUGUCGAGUGCUGUAUAAGCCGGGCGGGCCUUCGCGUCUGAGAGCGAUGCUGAAGCUGUGUUUGUAUUCUCUCAAGAUCGGCCAGCAGACGUCGGCCAGCACGCCCGUGCCGGAGGCCGCAGCGGUCGCCCCGCAUCCUCUGGAGAAGGCCAUGUCCCCCGAGGUGUUGGUGUCUGAAUUCAACAGGCUGUCUGUGCAAGGACUGGAUAACCUCCGUCGGAAUUCGGAGGUCAUGUCUUCGGGACCGAGCGCUCUCGCGAGGCCCGGGUUGGGCAUGCGAUCUAUCACCGCCCACCCUGUAGCUACGUGGAAUGACAUGCCGGUUCCAGAAGAGGAAAACGCGGCUGCUCCUACUCCAUCGCCGGGAGUUCGGCCUAGAGCGCUCAGUCAUAACAUGCCCAGCCCGACCAUCUCUGUCGGCUCGGGGGGCACGCUUCUCAAGUCAUCUGUCGGGUCACUUGAGGCUAGGGAGCGCGUCCGCGUCUUGGUCGUGGAGGACAAUAGCAUCUUGCGUAAUCUCCUUAUUCGGUGGCUCCAAAGCAAAGGCUAUGAAUUCCGCGAUGCUGUGGACGGCCAGGAAGGGGUCCGUAUGUUCGAGUCAGAAGAGCGUUUCGAUGUCAUUUUACUCGACUUGUCCAUGCCAAUCCUGGACGGCGUCGGAGCUACUGUCGCGAUCAGAGGCAUUGAAGCGAUGCGCUCUGAAAAAGACCACCCUGCUCGUAUACUAGCGCUGACCGGCAUGUCUUCCCUCGAGGACAAAAGAAGAGCAUUCGAGGCCGGUGUUGAUGGAUAUCUCGUUAAGCCCGUCGCAUUCAAGACUUUAACUGAGAUGUUCAGUCAACUUGGAAUACCAUGACACUCACCGUACUAUACUAUAGAUUUCGCACCGUCGAGGCCCGCGUUUGCCGGCUCGCCUCGUCGCUCUCUGCCACUAACUCGUUCAUCUUACAUCUGAUCGCAUCCUGCGCGCUGUCGUCUAUUUUACUCUCUGUCGCUGUCUGCAGGUUCCCUGCACCGUCCCGCUCUACACGCCCGGUAUCUUCCUUCUUUCCUUCGUCUGUCUGUCCCUCUCGCACUCUUGCUCUGCACCUCGAUCUUCUCCCCUUGCAUCUCCCCGGUCACUUGUAGCGCUCUAGUUAUCAUAUCCGUAUCUCACCCCUCUUUUUAAUCAUCUCUCGUCAUGUUUAGGUGUACGAUCGUUCCUGUUGCUGCUCGUAUUUGUGUGUACCUUUUCCAAGUUUUGUAGCCUAUCUUUUGCGCGCGUAGGAAUCGCGGGGGAAUC